Oryza brachyantha (malo sina) is the source of this 1529-nucleotide messenger RNA. Its product is annotated as E3 ubiquitin-protein ligase PUB23-like. Gene Ontology annotation, molecular function: ubiquitin protein ligase activity. Gene Ontology annotation, biological process: protein ubiquitination. NCBI's taxonomy places the organism in Eukaryota, Viridiplantae, Streptophyta, Magnoliopsida, Poales, Poaceae. The record is from RefSeq and is a predicted model, not a curated record. The transcript has a single exon. Bases 176 to 1405 code for a protein of 409 amino acids.
UGUGGACUUGCACACGUCUUUGAAUCCAUCCCACCUCCUCUCCUUCGUAUAAAUCUUGCAAUCUCUUCGCCCACUCGAUCUCGUGUUCGCCAUUGCUGUGAUCCCCUCCAACUUCUUAUCAGCCCACCACCUGCAAGAGUCAAAGAAGACGACGACGAGCAUUGCGACAACGGCAAUGGAGGAGCAGCAAGAGCAGGUGGAGGUGCCGUCCUACUUCCUGUGCCCCAUCUCGCUGCAGAUCAUGCGCGACCCGGUGACACUCCCCACCGGCAUCACCUACGACCGCGACGGCAUCGAGCGCUGGCUCCUCGCCGCCAGCACCUGCCCGCUCACCAAGCAGUCCGUGCCGGCCGACUGCGACCCGACGCCCAACCACACGCUUCGUCGGCUCAUCCAAUCAUGGUGCGCCCUCCACGCCGAUCAUGGCGUCGAGCUCGUCCCCACCCCCAAGCCCCCCGUCGACCGCGAGCGCGUCGCCGAGCUCGUCUCCCGCGUCCAGGCCGCCACCAGCUCUGCAGCUGGCCUCCUCGACGCGCUGCGUGAGCUUAAGGACGUGGCCGCCGAGAGCGACCGGAACAGGAAGCUCCUCGCGGCCGUCCCCGGCGCGGUGGACAUCCUGGCCGCCGUCGUCGUCGCGUCGUGUCAAGAUGCAAAGGCCACGUGCGACGAAGCCCUUGAGGUCAUCUGCUCGCUGCAGCUCUCGGAGCAGUGCCUGAUGGGCGUCGUCGAGAGGAACGAGGAGCUCGUCGACGCGCUCGUCGCGACCUUGCAACGGUCGAACACCACGUCCAGGGCGCACGCGGCGCUCCUCCUGGAGGCCGUGACGGCGGUCAUGCCGUCGAACUGGCUGGUGUCCCUCCCGGAGGAGGUGUUCGGGGAGGUGGUGCAGCUGCUCAGAGAAAAGGUGUCCAACCCUGCAACCAGGGCGGCCCUGCACGUGCUCGUCGGCACGACUCCGUGGGGCCGCAACCGCGUGAAGGCGGUCGACGCCGGGGCGGUGCCGGUGCUGGUCGACAUGCUCCUGGACGGACCGGACCGGCGCGGGUGCGAGCUGGCGCUCGGCGCGCUGGACCGGCUGUGCGGGUGCGCGGAGGGGCGGGCGGCGCUGGUGGCGCACGGCGCGGGCGUGGCGGUGGUGGGGAGGAAGGUGCUGAGGGUGUCGGAGGUGGCGAGCGACAAGGCGGUGCGGGUGCUGCGGUCGGUGGCGAGGCACGCGGCGACGGCGGCGGUGGUGCAGGAGAUGGCGCAGACGGGGGCGGUGGGGAAGCUGUGCGUGGUGGCGCAGUCGGAGCAGUGCGGCGAGAGGACGCGGGAGCGAGCGCGGGAGACGCUGCGGCUGCACGCGAGGGCGUGGAGGAACUCACCUUGCUUGCAGCCUCACCUCCAGGCCCUCUACCCUUAUUAGUUCUUGCUCAUCGCACAAAAUCUAACUCCUUUUCGUUUGAUUCAUUGAUGUAGCCCGUCCUGUAGCUUAGAAUCAAAGUGUACAGAGAGGCAAUUAUUUUUUGUUUGGGCUCUAAAAAUCUCCU